AAGAAAAUUAAAUAUGGUAUAAACACAAACAGUAUUAAUCUUUGAUAAGUGGAUCGGUAUUUUGUAAUUUUAUAUUUUUUUAAUAUAAUAAUAUUUAAACUAAGGUUUUUUGAAAUGAGUGCGUGUCAUAAGAUUUUGAGAAAGUCUAAAUUAUUUUCUCAAACUAACACAUUUAUCAAGCGGCAUGUAAGUGCCAAAGCUUUUAUUUUCGAAAAACAGUUUGAUGGUUUUCCGAAAGAAAGUGAUUUUAAACUUGUAACUAAAGAAUUGCCGGCGCUCAAGGAUGGGGAAUUUUUGGCAGCAGCAGAAUAUUUAAGUGUGGAUCCGUAUAUGCGAGCAUACGCUCCAAGAGUAAAGACAGGAAAGACUUUUAUGGGAUCUCAAGUUGCUAAGAUCGUAGAGAGUAAAAAUUCAAAAUUUCCAGAGGGAACAUAUAUAGUCGGAGAAUAUGGAUGGAAAACCCACACAAUAUCAAAUGGAAAAGGCACUGUCAGCGGGCUGCCAUCGGCUUGGAUCAUACCAGACAUUGGAAACCUUCCACAUUCACUAGCUUUAGGAGUCUUAGGAAUGCCAGGAAAUACAGCUUACUUUGGAUUAUUGGAACUAUGCCAGCCAAAAGCAGGUGAAACAGUAAUUGUUACCGGUGCUGCUGGGGCGGUAGGUAGCCAUGUCGGACAAAUAGCCAAAAUAAAAGGAUGCCGAACAGUCGGUGUCGCUGGAUCCGACGAAAAAGGUAAAUGGCUUGUAGACGAACUAGGAUUUGAUCAUUUUAUCAACUAUAAGAAAGAUGAUUUACGAAGUAAAAUUAAAGAAUUUGCACCAUAUGACUGUUAUUUUGAUAACGUUGGAGGAGAGAUCAGUUCGAUGAUAAUGGCGUACAUGAGCUUGUACGGUAGAAUCUCUGUAUGUGGGGCAAUUUCUGGAUAUAACGAUACAACAGUACCAAAAGCUACCAUUGUGCAAUAUCCUCUGCUAUUUAAUCAGCUACGAAUGGAAGGAUUCGUUGUUCAAAGAUGGGUGGAUAGAUGGUUCGAAGGUGUAGAACAAAAUAAAAAAUGGAUUAAUGAAGGAAAACUAAAGUAUAAAGAAACUGUGACCCAUGGAUUUGAGAAUAUGUAUGCAGCUUUUGCUGAUAUGUUACGUGGUGGAAAUACCGGCAAAGCAAUUGUUAAAGUGUAAUAUAUAAAUAAAAUACUUUUAUUUGU
This is a messenger RNA of Diabrotica balteata, 1205 nucleotides long. The record is from the annotation of a GenBank genome assembly. Lineage: Eukaryota; Metazoa; Arthropoda; Insecta; Coleoptera; Chrysomelidae.